AUGGACAACUGUACAGAAGUGACACAGUUCAUCCUCUUAGGACUAACCGAUGCCCCAGAACUGCAGGUUCCCCUCUUUAUCAUCUUCACUCUCAUUUACCUCAUCAAUGUCAUCGGGAACCUGGGGAUGAUCAUGUUGAUCCUGCUGGACUCUCGUCUCCACAUUCCCAUGUAUUUUUUCCUCAGUAACCUGUCUCUGGUGGACUUUGGCUAUUCCUCAGCUGUCACUCCCACAGUCAUGGCAGAGUUCCUUACAGAAUACAAGACUGUCUCCUACAAUGCGUGUGCAACUCAGAUGUUCUUUUUCAUAGCUUUUGCCACUGUGGAAAAUUACCUCUUGGCCUCCAUGGCCUAUGACCGCUAUGUAGCCGUGUGUAAGCCCUUACAUUACACCACGACCUUGACACCAAGUGUAUGUGCUCGUCUGGCCAUAGGAUCCUAUGUCUGUGGCUUCCUGAAUGCCAUAUUUCACAUUUGGGACAUAUUCAGUCUCUCUUUUGGUAAAUCCAAUGUGGUCCAUCACUUUUUCUGUGAUGUUCCAGCAGUCAUGGCUCUGUCUUGCUCUGCUGCACACCUUAGUGAAGUUCUUCUGGUUUUCAUGUCCAGCUUUAAUGUCUUUUUUGCUCUUCUGAUUAUCUUGAUCUCCUAUGUAUUCAUAUUUAUCACGAUCUUGAAGAUGCACUCAGCUCAGGGCCACCAAAAGGCUUUGUCCACCUGUGCCUCCCACUUCACUGCAGUCACCAUAUUUUAUGGGACAGUCAUCUUCAUGUACUUACAACCCAGCUCCAGUCACUCCAUGGACACAGACAAAAUGGCGUCUGUGUUUUAUACUAUGGUCAUCCCUAUGCUGAACCCUAUGGUGUACAGUCUGAGGAACAAGGAGGUCAAGAGUGCAUUCAGAAAAGUGGUUGAGAAGUUCUAUUAUCCUCAACCAUGGUCCGUCCACCAAAAAUUCAAAUACGAGUAGAUCAACUCAAAUCACUUAAUGACUUUCAAAAGUUAUUAGGAGACAUAAAUUGGAUAAGGCCUUAUUUAGGUAUACCAACAGGAGAGUUGGGACCUUUAUUUGAUAUCCUAAAAGGUCCAUCAGAUCCAAAUUCACCCCGAAUGUUAAUGCCUGAAGCAAGAAAGGCAUUAAAAAUCAUUGAAACAUAUAUGGAAAAUAUGCAUUUGGAUAGAAUUGAUAUAAGUUUGCCUUUAUUAUUUAUUGUACUACCAACAAAAAAUAUUCCUACAGGAGUAUUUUGGCAAGAAGGUCCAUUAUUACGGAUACAUUUAUCUUAUUCUCCUAACACUAUUCUUACUAGGUAUCCUGAGGCUGUAGGACAAUUAAUACUCAAAGGAAUAAAAGCAGCAAAGGGAGUGUUUGGAAUUUCUCCCAAUAAAAUUAUUACUCCAUAUACUAUGAAUCAAAUUGAUGAGUUAGCUAAUGAGUUAAAUACUUGGGCAAUAAU
Messenger RNA from Marmota monax (woodchuck), 1453 nucleotides. RefSeq names its product olfactory receptor 5B2-like. Gene Ontology annotation, cellular component: membrane. The record is from RefSeq and is a predicted model, not a curated record. NCBI's taxonomy places the organism in Eukaryota, Metazoa, Chordata, Mammalia, Rodentia, Sciuridae. Bases 1 to 966 code for a protein of 321 amino acids. Gene Ontology annotation, molecular function: G protein-coupled receptor activity; odorant binding; olfactory receptor activity. The transcript is spliced from 2 exons. Gene Ontology annotation, biological process: G protein-coupled receptor signaling pathway; sensory perception of smell.